GCGUGUUCAAGGUUGUAGACGCCGGUAACUGAAGUAGACGUCAAACCAACCUCGUGUGCAAGGGUACACAAUAAAGACAGCGCACGACUGGCCGUUUAUAAGAGUGGGCUAGCAAGCAGCCAAGAUGGACCAGGCAAGGACGACCAUAUCCAAAAUAUUCAACGGCGAGCCCCGCUCGUACACACGCUUCAACCUCACCCAGAACAUGGAGGGCGAGAGCAGCCAGGUGGAGAUGAAGCUCUCGUCCGACAUGGAUGAGGAGGAGGGGAAUGGUGUGGGCGACCACCUCAACCACAACGGGGGCAGCCGGGACCACUACGUGGUCCGCAAGACCUCGCGCACCCCCAAGAACCUCUGCUUCCUCCUCACCACCACGCUCAUCAUCUUCAUCAUCGGCUACCUGAUUGGAUACCUGGUGCACAGGAAGAAAGAAGUGGCCGACGACUGCCCUGCCUUUCUGCCCAGCGACCAGACGGUGUCAGAAGAUGAGAAGGUGCAUGUGUUUGAGACGGGCGCGGCUCCCCUCAUGGACUGGGAUGUGGUGAAGAGCCUGCUGGCCCAGAAACUCAGUACGGAGAACAUGGAGAACACGUUUGGUGAGUUUGCCAGUAGCAGUCACCAGGCUGGUUCCCCGGGCGACGAGGCGCUAGGUAACCGUGUGUUGCAGCAAUUCCGUUCCGCUGGCCUGGUGACUUGGACGGACGAGCACUUUGUGACCCUGCAGCAGCUUCCAGAAGGAUCCACCAACAGGCUGGCCUUUAAGGGGAAGGAGCUGGGCACCCCCACCGGCUUCCUGGCCUACAGCCGCCCGGGGAACCUCACGGGGGCGCUGGUGUUUGCGUCGUACGGUCAAGUGAUGGACCUGAAGCUACUGCAGGACAAGGGCUUCAGCUUGGAGGGCAAGAUCCUUCUGGUCAAAACAGGGAAGAUCAGCUUUGCUGAGAAGGUAGCCAAUGCCGCCCAGUUCAAGGCUUCUGCUGUUCUCCUGUUUCCAGACUCAACUCAGAACAUCGGAUACGACACACAGCUCUAUGGCCAUGUCCAUCUGGGGUCAGGUGACCCCUACACCCCAGGCUUCCCCUCCUUCAACCACACCCAGUUCCCCCCGGUCCAGUCCUCCGGGCUGCCUAGGAUCCUGGCCCAGACCAUCACCUCCUCCAUGGCUGCUCAGAUCCUCAGGGACCUGGGGGGUGUCGCCGUGCCCACGGAGUGGGGGGGGCUGCACAGUCUGGGGAGCAGCGAUGACAUUGUCACCCUGGAGGUGAACAACGUGCUGGUCCAGAAGAGGAUCAACAACGUGUUCGGUCUCAUCAAGGGCUUCGUAGACCCGGAUCGGUACGUGGUGCUGGGGGCCCAGAGGGACGCAUGGGGUCCUGGGUUUGCCCAGUCCACCGUGGGCACCAGCGUUCUGACGGAGCUGGCUCGAUCCAUCUCCGCCAUGAUGGCUGAGGAUGGGUUGAAGCCCAGGAGAAGCAUUGUGUUUGCUAGCUGGAGCGCUGGUGAAUACGGUAGCGUUGGCGCCACAGAGUGGCUGGAGGGUUACCUGACGUCUCUUAGCAUGAAGGCGUUCUCUUACAUCAGCCUGGAUGGAGUUGUGACUGGUGGGGGUGGCUUCAAGGCCUCUGCCAGUCCUCUGAUGUACAAGCUGCUCCAGAGCACCCUGAAGGAGGUGACGAUGGGAAGCAGCAACACCAUCUACUCCAAGGUGGCCAAGAGCAACUGGGAGGUGUCUGUGCUGGAGCCCAUGAGGAUGGAUGAUGGGGCCUAUCCCUUCCUCACCACCUCUGGAAUCCCGUCCAUCUCAUUCCGCUUCACCGCCAACUCUGAGGCCUACCCCUUCUUCGGCACCCUGCUGGACACGCGUGAGAAGCUGUCCUCUGAGACGUCUGGUCAGGCUGCCCGGCUGGCCGUGUCGGCGGGGCAGGUGGCAGGACUGAUGACCCUGCGGCUGGUGCACGACCACCUGCUGCGUCUGGACGUGGACCAGUACCUGACUGUGUUAAGCGUGCACGUGAACAACAUCAACCGCCGCUUCUACAACGUGCAGAAGAUGGACCCCUCCCCCCUGCCUAAGGACAUGAGCAUCCAGUGGCUGAUGUCGGCACGGGGCUCGUUUGCGCGAGCGUCUCGCGGCCUGGCUAACGACAUCCAGAACAGCGACCUGAACGACGUGGGCGUUUGCCGCAGCAUCAACGACCGCAUCAUGCAGGUGGAGAGAGACUUCCUGUCCCCCUACGUGUCUCCCAGGGAGACCCCGUUCCGUCACAUCCUGGUAGGCUCCGCCCCCCACACUCUUCAGGCCCUCUGGGCCCACCUGGACUCUCUCAAGUCCCGCCUCCCCGAAGCCGACUCCGACGACUUCAGGGUGAAGUUCGCCCUAGCCACCUGGACCAUUCAGGGCUGUGCCAACGGCAUGGCCGGAAACGUGUGGUCCAUCGACAACGAGAUCUAGAUCAAAAUGCCGGGAAGGACGGUGUGGGUUUGGUCAAAGGUGAAGCCGUCCUGCUCCCCUAGCGUUUAGGGAGUUACGUUUUUAGUUUAGGUUUUAUCUACAAAGGAGGAAAUACUAAAUGAAAAUAUUUCUAAUUCGCCCUUUUGGAAGGGUUAGGUGCUGAUGUAUAACUACUUUUCUGAGAUUCGACUGCCUUAAAUAUUCCAAGGUCAUUGGUUUUUUACAAAAAAAAUUUUUUAUCUUACCUUAUACGUUGGUGCUAACGACUACAAACUACAUCAAUGGCCGACGGCUUGUCACAAUACCACUGAGCCUUGUGUUUUCGGGCAUUUUGACUGUAGUCCAAUAGAUGAUGCAGGUCAGAACAAUAUUCCCAGGGUGAGCUUAAACUCACUCCUCCGUCCAGUAAAAGAGUCGACUUUGGUUCGUUAAUCGUGAAAUGUUGUUUACCAAGAACAAAAUCAUAGUCACAAAAUUCAGAAAAACCUGUUAUUUCUACACUUUGUGACUACGAAAUGUUAUGUUGUCUGGCAAAGACGAGGCCAAACGAGGAACAGUAAUCAGAAAGUCACCC
This is a messenger RNA of Hypomesus transpacificus, 3026 nucleotides long. RefSeq names its product transferrin receptor 1a (gene tfr1a). Gene Ontology annotation, cellular component: external side of plasma membrane. The transcript has 18 exons. NCBI's taxonomy places the organism in Eukaryota, Metazoa, Chordata, Actinopteri, Osmeriformes, Osmeridae. Gene Ontology annotation, biological process: intracellular iron ion homeostasis; iron ion transport. The coding region runs from base 125 to 2452 and encodes 775 amino acids. The record is from RefSeq and is a predicted model, not a curated record.